Molecule: messenger RNA, 2625 nt
Organism: Frieseomelitta varia
Lineage: Eukaryota; Metazoa; Arthropoda; Insecta; Hymenoptera; Apidae
Product: protein draper-like
Exons: 13
Coding region: 75-1928 (617 amino acids)
Source: RefSeq, a predicted model, not a curated record
UCUAUCAGAUAUGAUCACUCUGAUAAAAGACGGGAACAAUCGGAGGAAUUUGUACCUUUCAGUCAGAAACGAGUAUGUCAAACAUGCUGCCUGUUUCGAGUGUCGUGGUUUUGUUACUCUGCAUCACGCAUAAUGAUUUGACGCGAAACACCAGAGCGGAAGAACUACGUUCGAUCGGCGACGAAGCAUCGUUAAAUAACGUUCUCGAUUGGAAAUGCAAUGCCACUUCCGAUUGUGCUGUGAAGCUCACCAGUUGCGUCAAUGGCACCUGUCGAUGCGCCCCCGGCUACGUCCUCGAUGGAAGUUUCACAGCGUGUAUUAAAGUGGCCCAGAAGUACGGCGACGAUUGCCAAGAAUCGAGACAGUGUUCCGCGUAUUUAUCCAGAGGUGGGACGUGCGUGAAUGGAGCGUGCGUGUGCGCCGAUGGAUAUUAUUACAUCCACGGACAGUGUCACAGGUACUCAGAAUUGUCGGGGAAAUGCGAGGACGACGAGGACUGCUACGUGCCCGGCGACUUUCAAGCGACCAAAUGCAACAAAGAGAAAAUCUGCAACUGCGCUCCUAAAUACUACAAGAGGGAGUACAGAAGUUGUCGUCCGAUUGCCGAAGAGAACGACGGGAAGUGUAUCAUAAACAACGAUUGCAAGGGGCCGAACGCGACUUGCGACUUCGUCGAGCACAAGUGCGUAGCGCGGGGAAAUAACACUGCGUCAAAAUUCUUGCGCAACGAUAACACUCUCUUACGAGAACAUGAUGCAACCGGGCAAGCACAUCCCGUAGCAAGUGGCGUCGGAGCUAAUUGCACGAGAAACGAGGAUUGCCAUUUUCCGGAUGCGGAAUGCGGACCUUUGAACACCUGCGUGUGCAAACGCGCGCACUUCUUUCACGAGGAUAAACGCCGGUGUGUACCAGAGCUUGGAGAACGAUGCGACCCUACGAAAAACGAAACUGUCAUCGACAACUCGGUGUGUCGAAAUGGAACAUGGCAUUGCAUCGCGGAGACAGUUGCUUCCAAGAACAAUAGAGAGUGCGAGAAAGUGACUGCACGAUAUAACGAUAAUUGCCGAAACGACGUGCAGUGUUACGUUUUUGGUCCGGACGCCAUUUGCAAAAAUGGCAAGUGCGUCUGCAACGAGAAAUCUCGGUUGAACAAGACCGAGUCGUUCUGUUGGAUGAAACGUGGGAUAGGUGAGAAGUGUCACCAAGACGUAGACUGUUAUCUCGACGGUUAUGUUGAUGUUCGGUUGAUCUGCGACUCAAACAAGUUGUGCUCCUGCCCGGGUGGAACUUAUCCAACCAACGAUAGCACAGCUUGCGUGAAGGAGCACGCUGGUAUCGGAGACACGUGUGGCGUGAACGAGGACUGCAAGUACACGAUGAAUGCAAAAUGCGCGAACAAGAUUUGCGUUUGCGUUGAUAAUUAUUACGAGUUGGACAAGCAGUGUGUAAAAGGCAUCAAUUCCACUUGCAGUUUCAACGACGAGUGCAAAGCGAACAAUUCGGUGUGCGAAUCAGAGCGUUGCGCUUGCAAACCUGACCACGUUGCUUCGUCAGCCGGUUCAUGCGUGCGAGUUUCAGCGUAUGGAGAACCUUGCGAAGAGAACAUUCAAUGUUCUAGCAGGAUACCAAACGCGCUUUGUUUAUCUCGUACAGGCUUGAAUUCCACUUGCGCUUGUCCCAAGAAUUACCACUACAAUUUCGGGGAAUGUUUCGAACGCAAAGAUCUCGGCAUGCGCUGUCGGAAUCUCGGGGAAUGUUACACGGAUUCCAAAGGCGGGGUGGUCUGCAUGAACGAUCGGUGCGCAUGCGAUCGGGAUUACAUUCAACGAAAUCACACAGUGUGUGAACUUUACAACGGUGGUAACAUUGCAGCCAGUAUGGUAGGAUUGGUAGCAUUAUUGUUGCUGUUAACAAACCUGUUAGUUUAGUUGAACGUUAACACGUUAUUAUAAUUACAAACAUUGUGUAAAAAGUACAAAAAAUAACUGUGUAAAGUAAUUCGUACAAAAUAAUUUUAAAUUGUAAAAUAACCUUUGCAAGACAGUAUAGUAAUAUUGUGAAGUAUUACGAGUGUUAGAAAUUUUUAAAUCCAACGCAGCACUGUUCGUCGUAUUGUCUUUUUUAAAUAAAUAAUUCUAAAAAUAACGUGGUAAAGCACAAUUAUGCUAUUUUUCUUUGAUAAUAAAAUUGUUUAGAAAAGCACCGCUAUAUUUAUUUAUUUGAAUGUGGCAUUUAUUUAUCUGUUAUCUGGCGAUAACGAUAAGUUUCAUAGACCGAGUAGCCCGAUAGAAUUAGUAAUAUUAUCACAAAGUUGUAAAACAAUCAACGUUCUUAUCAAUACCUUAAUACCAAAAUUCCUGAUAAAUCAGUUAUCGGAAAUAUAACGAGAAACGUUCGUAGAUAUCGCAUCGUGCUCAAUAAUUAAUCGACCGUUUCGAAAUACAAAUAUCACUUUCAAUAAUCUUAAAUUUCUCAAUAAUUUAUAUUCCUUAAAUUUUAAAAACGUUCGCGUUCCCCAGAGAGUUCGACUCGAAGCGUUCCGAGCCAUGUAUCUUGAUGAAACUAUAGAGCUCUGCUCAGUGAAAUAGCUUCACAGAAUAAAAUAUAAGAUUGGAUAUUUCGAAA